This is a messenger RNA of Westerdykella ornata, 2002 nucleotides long. RefSeq lists its product as uncharacterized. Gene Ontology annotation, molecular function: amino acid transmembrane transporter activity. The record is from RefSeq and is a predicted model, not a curated record. The coding region runs from base 150 to 1871 and encodes 573 amino acids. The transcript is spliced from 6 exons. Lineage: Eukaryota; Fungi; Ascomycota; Dothideomycetes; Pleosporales; Sporormiaceae. Gene Ontology annotation, cellular component: membrane. Gene Ontology annotation, biological process: amino acid transmembrane transport.
CGCGAACGACUACCGCAAUCCUCGACUUUCACAACCAAAACUCAAGCACACUCUCGCUUCUGAUAGAAGCGAUAACCGCCCUUCUUUUUCUUGCAAAUCACCACAAUCCUUGUCAUUUGUAACCGCAUUAGUUAGCCUUUCGUCUUGCGAUGGCGGAAGAAGUCUCCGAGAAGGGCGGCCUCAGUGCCAGCGAUGGCGCGAAGCGAAAUGUGAAGGAAGUGACAGAUCUCUCAGUGGAGCAUGGCGCGAGGGAAGUAACCAAUGCGCACGAGGCGGCGCUUGGUGAGGCUGCAGAUCUCUAUGGCGACAUUCAGACGGCGGAGGAGUAUGGAUACGUCGAGAGAGGACUGAAGUCGCGCCAUAUCCAGUUCAUCGCGCUCGGUGGAACCAUCGGUACAGGCCUGUUUCUGGGUAUCGGUACUGCGUUCGCAGACUCGGGUCCGGUUUCCGUCCUUCUUGGGUACACUUUCACGGGCAUGGCCAUCUUCGCCAUGAUGCAGAGUCUGGGUGAGAUGGCGACUUGGCUCCCUCUGCCUGGUGCAAUUCCACAAUACUGCGCGCGCUAUGUCGAUCCCGCGCUUGGUUUCGCAGUGGGAUGGAACAACUGGUACCAAUGCUCCAUCACCCUCUGCGCAGAAAUCUCCGCCGCCGCUGUGCUGAUCUCGUUUUGGGACCAAGACGAGUCCAUCAACCAGGCCGUGUGGAUCUCCAUCAUCAUUGUGCUCAUCGUCGCCUUGAACAUCUUCGCCGUCGCCAUAUACGGCGAAGCCGAGUUCAUCUUCGCCAGCAUCAAGAUCAUCACCAUCAUUGGCCUACUCCUCCUCGCCUUCAUCAUCAUGCUCGGCGGUGGCCCAACGCAUGACCGUCUUGGAUUUCGAUAUUGGAAGGAAGGCGCCAUGAAGGAGUACAUUGGCCAUGGCGAUACCGGGCGAUUCACCGGUCUCUGGCGGACUUUGGUCAAUGCAGCCUUCUCCUAUGGUGGAGUGGAAAUGGUUGCCGUGGCCGCUGGAGAGGCUGCCAAUCCGCGGAAGAAUAUCCCCAAGGCCGUCAGGCGUGUGUUUUGGCGUAUUCUUUUCUUCUACGUCCUGGGAUCAUUUUUCAUCGGUGUCACGGUCAGCUCCAAUGAUCCGGACCUCACCAACGAGGAUGCAAAAGGCGCCCAGAGCUCACCCUGGGUCAUCGCGAUCAAGAACGCCGGCAUCCCCGUCCUCCCACACAUCAUCAACACGGUUAUCCUGACCUCGGCUACAUCAUCCGGAAAUGCCUUCCUGUACACCGGCUCCCGCUACCUCUUCGGCGUUGCGCAGAACGGCCAAGCACCCCGAUUCCUUUUGAAGUGCUCCAAGAAGGGCGUUCCGUACUACUGCGUCGGCAUCACGGCCGCCAUCUCGCUCAUCACGUACAUGAGCGUCUCGGCCGGUGCCAAUCAGGUAUUCCUCUGGUUCCAGAACUUGACCACGAUCGCCCAGCUCUUCACCUGGUGCAGCGUGUGCAUCACAUACACGCGCUUCCGCAUGGCGCUCAUCGCCCAGAACGUCGACCGCAACUCGUUGGUCUUCAAGUCCCCCUGGCAGCCAUAUACUGCCUGGGUAGCCUUUGGCUACUUUGCCUUGAUCAUCUUCUUCAACGGCUUCGCCGUCUUCACGAAGAAGAACUGGGGCUCCGAUGAGUUGACGUCCUUCUUCACGGCGUACAUCGGCGUGCCCAUUUUCUUCGGCCUCUACGGGUUCUGGAAGCUGUUCAAGCGGACCAAGGUCGUGAGGCCCGAGGAAGCGGAUAUUACGUCCGGGAAGGCGGCGCUGGAUGCGGAGGUUUGGCCCGAGCAGGUUCCGAGGAAUUGGUUGGAGAAGUUCUGGUUCUGGCUGGUGUAGGGGGUGCGUGAGGAUGGAGGAACGGAGUUUUGCUUGAUGGUCAUUCGUUAAAGAUACGGAAAGGAGUUGGGAGCGAGACUAUGUCGGUGUAAUAAAGGGUGAUGAAGAUAUUAUCGUGGCGGCGUUCUUAA